Gossypium raimondii (Peruvian cotton) is the source of this 1610-nucleotide messenger RNA. RefSeq names its product protein bfr2. The transcript has 2 exons. The record is from RefSeq and is a predicted model, not a curated record. Bases 409 to 1443 code for a protein of 344 amino acids. Lineage: Eukaryota; Viridiplantae; Streptophyta; Magnoliopsida; Malvales; Malvaceae.
GUUGGAUACUUUGGGUUUAUUUCCAUUUAAUUUCCGUGAAGCAAGGAAAUUAAAAAAGAAAAAACAGGCAAGGCCCCCUCCCUUAACUUCCCCCAUAAGACUCGCUCCAUUUUCACAAUCUCUGUUUUUAUCUCCCUCUCCAAACCCUAACAUUGAAACCAGAAAGAAUUCUAACACAGACAGAGACAAACAAAAGACCAGGCCAGACAAAGUGAAUGAUUGAAGGCUGUGAAAGUCUUUUUCGUCAGACUUGUUCUGUUUCUGUAGAUGUAAAUCCCGAUAAACUGCCACACCAAUCUUAAGGUAUCCGAUGUUUGUUUUAUUUCUGUAGAUGCAAAUAUCUUUAUUAUUAUGAUUAUGAUGAUUUCAUAUUACUAACCAUAAACAAUAUAUGUUAACUGUAAUGCUAUGGAAAGUGGUAACCGGAGGCUUACGCUGUUGGAGCAGAUAUCAGCGGUUGAGAACGGCCGGAUUAGUAUGGCUGGUUUAAAUAAUGAUGGAAAAUCGUCGCCUCGGCACCGUACGCUUCUGGAUAUUAUACGGGACGAUAGGACCCUCAAAGACAAGAAGAGUUGGAAAACGUUUCGGGAUAAGUUACGGCUGAAGCGAGCAGGUUCGGCCUGGAUCUCCUCCGUCCGUGUCCCCACUUCCGAUGUUAAUGUUCAAGGUAGUAGAUCACGGUCCCCGCGCCACGGUUCGCCUCGUUCUAACUCCUCUGACACCACCCAUGCCAAGGAUGGAGGCGAAUGUGUCCCGGUUUCUGACCCGCCAGUUGUGAACUCUAAGAUGCAAUUGGUGCGGAGGGAUUCUAUUCGGUUUGGCAACAAUUCCUCUCACGCCGAUCACAAUGAUUCUGUUGAUGCCACCAUGCCCAGCGAUGCUCCACGCUCAAGAAGCUCCAAGCCACAAAUGGCCCGCCACCCAUCGAUUCGUAUGUCUUCCGCAAGCCACCACCAAGAUGACGAUGACGACGGAGACGAAUACGACGUUGCUGAGGGCAGCGAUGACGAAGAAUACGAGUCUCCUGAGGAAGAUGAAGGAUCGCAACCUCCGGUAGAGGUACUAUCCAAGGAGAGAUCAUUGUCGGCGAGGGAGGCGGUGGCGGCACAGGAAGCGGCGGAAGCAGCUGCGGGGAAGGGUGCGGUGGUGGAGCCAGUUAAGAUGUCAUUAAUGGAUUUGUUGGGGGAAACGGGAUACGGGAUGGGCGAAGAUGAUGACGACUACGACGACGAAGAAGAAGAUGAAGAGGAAGAUGAAGUAGCGGUGUCAUUGAGCGGAGGGAUGGAAUACACGUGUGGCGUGUGCAUGGUUAGGCAUAAAGGGUCGGCGUUUAUUCCAUGCGCCCAUACCUUUUGCCGGCUUUGUUCUAGGGAGCUAAUGGUUCAGAGAGGUAACUGCCCGCUUUGCAAUGGCUACAUCUUGGAAAUUCUUGAUAUCUUCUGAUAUUAGUAACUUCUAUCUCCCCAUGGAGGAAUGAAUUAGUGUAAACAAUAGCACUUGGAAUCCCCUACCAAUUUCUUCUUCAAAAUUUUGAUUAGGUUUUGUUUAAUACUUGAUUUAAGUAAGCAAGUAUUCCCAAAUGCAAUGAAAUGUUGACACUGAGAAAGAGA